AUGCCUAAGAAGCUUAUGCUAGCCGUUGCUCAAUCUCGCACUUUGGCAACGACAUCGGCUACCCUCGAAGCUCUAGAUAGAACCGCUCGCCAUGCAGCAACACGCGGUGUAAACGUGCUUCUCUUCCCCGAAGCAUAUCUUGGUGGUUAUCCGCGUACAUGUGACUUUGGAACUGCAAUUGGCCACCGUGACCCUGCCGGCAGAGACCAGUUUCUGAAAUACUUCAAUUCGGCAAUUGAUUUAGGUGACACUCCUGCUGGCGCUGGGGACGACUGGGUGGAAAGGAAAUUGUCGACCGCAAAGGGGAAGGAUUUUCGUGGCGAUGGCACGAGAGAGUUUCUCGAGAAAGUCUCCUACUCAACGGGUGUUUUCAUUGCUGUUGGCCUCAUCGAGAAGGCGGGUGGUAGUUUGUAUUGUGCUGUGCUAUAUGUUGAUCCAAAGCGAGGAGUGCUUGGGAAAAGGAGGAAGGUUAUGCCAACUGCCGCAGAACGACUAAUCUGGGCACAAGGAGCGCCAUCAUCCCUGAAGGCUGUCACUACGGAAAUAAAUGGCGUAGUCCUGACUAUCGCAGCCGCUAUAUGCUGGGAAAACUACAUGCCUCUUCUGCGUCAAAGCCUGUACUCGCAAAAUGUCAACCUGUACCUCGCCCCAACUGCUGACGGACGCGAUACAUGGCUACCACUGAUGCGGACGGUAGCCAUUGAGGGCCGAGCCGUGGUGCUGUCCGCUAAUCAAUGUGUGCGUCAAAGCGAGCUCCCUGAUUGGGUUACUUCCGAUAAGUCACAAGAGAAAGAAAAAGCUGGCGAUAGUGGAUUACCAGUUGCAACACCGAGAGCGACAGGAAGGAAACUGUCGAUAACCACGACCGAAGGCCCUCAUGAAAUCGUCUGGCCGCAGUCUCCUAGUUCACAACUUCAUCCUGACAAACCACGAGAUCAAAUACACGCGAUUACUGCCAACGAUCCUUAUGUCUCUCAUGGUGGUUCAUGCAUAGUAGGUCCGUUGGGAGAAGUCAUUGGCGGACCUAUUUGGGAUGUCUGCACAGAGGAUAGCAGUGACUUUUCUUCCUCUACGGGCUCUGCCGUUGGAUCUGGUCUUGUCAUUGCUGAAAUUGAUUUUGAGGAUUGCGAAAGAGGGAGGCUUGACUUGGAUGUUGCCGGUAGUUACUCACGCAACGAUUCCUUUAAGCUUACUGUCGAAGGGUUGGAUUUGAAUCCACCGCCUUAUUAA
Messenger RNA from Talaromyces proteolyticus, 1230 nucleotides. RefSeq names its product nitrilase. The record is from RefSeq and is a predicted model, not a curated record. The coding region runs from base 1 to 1230 and encodes 409 amino acids. NCBI's taxonomy places the organism in Eukaryota, Fungi, Ascomycota, Eurotiomycetes, Eurotiales, Trichocomaceae. Gene Ontology annotation, molecular function: catalytic activity. The transcript is spliced from 3 exons.